AUGACUGAAUUUAAAUUAUCGUCAACAGAAUUAAAUGAAAUACAAAAUCAUGAUGAUUUCAGAGUGGUUUGGCUUUCUUUGAAUAAUAAUUUUCCGAAUGAAUUAGCAAAUUGUGUUGAUUACUUAGAGAAAUGCGAUUCGUUUGAACCUUGUGAUAACUAUGUAAAAGGUUUUCAAAGUGAACGUAUCAUCCUACUUGUUUUAAUCGACUUGUACGAAUACUUAUCGAAAUUCAAUAGUUUGCCUCAAAUUCAAUCAAUUUAUGUUUUUGAAAGAAAUCUUCGAAAUAUACGAUAUGAAGAACAAAAGGAUUCAAAACUGGUUGAAGUUUUUACAGAUGAACGAACAUUAAUUGAACGAUUACGUCAUGAUAUUUUAUUAACAUAUAGACAUGAUCUACCAAUAGCUAUUUCGCGUUUAAAUGAUACUAAAAGUGAACAAUCUUUAAUGAGUUUAGAUAAAAAUUCAUAUACACUUUUAUGGAAUCAAGUAUUAAUCUAUUGUCUUGUUAAUGAUCCUUAUACAGAUAUGGAUUGUUUGAAAAAAACUAUGAUAGAACAAUGUCGAUUAGAAUAUUCAAAUGAUCCAAUCGAAUUAGGCCGUAUUAAUGAUUUCGAAAAGACUUGUACACAAGACAAUGUAUUAUACUGGUAUACAUAA
Molecule: messenger RNA, 660 nt
Organism: Rotaria sp. Silwood1
Lineage: Eukaryota; Metazoa; Rotifera; Eurotatoria; Philodinida; Philodinidae
Source: the annotation of a GenBank genome assembly